AGAACACCACUGCUUAUCGUCAACACUGAGAAGCACCAACCUCCAAGAUGCUGAGAUUUGUCACCAUUGCCUGCCUUGCACUCUGCGUUGCUGCAGAUAGUGACUACUCCACAUACGGUGGAAAUGACUACUAUCCAAAGGGAGUGUAUAAUUAUGGUCUUGGAGGUGGCAUCGGUGGAGGAUUUGGUGGUAUCUCAGUAGGAAGUGGAAUUGGUGGUGGCAUAAGCGGUAUCUCUGUCGGAAAUGGAUUGGGUGGUGUUUCUUUCGGAACCGGCUUAGGAGGAGGCCUUUUCGGUGGGCUCAACACCGGUUUAUUCGGAAUCGGUGGUGGUUCAGCUGCCUCCUCCGCCGCUGCUGCUGGUGGUGCCGCUGCCGCCGCUGCUGCUGCUGCCGCUGGACGUAAUGCUGCCGCUGCUGCUGCUGCAGCCGCUGGACAAAAUGCCGCUGCCGCCGCCGCUGCUGCUUCCUCUUCUUCAUUCGGCCCAUUGAUCUACAAUUCUUUCCCAUACACUAGCCAAUACACCUAUUUUCCAUCCGUUUUCCCUUCAUAUUACCCAUCAGUGUCCUACGGUUUCCCUUCAUAUUAUUACGGAUCUUACCAACCUUUUGGAUUCGGUGGAUCUGCUGCCGCUAGCGCUGCCGCCGCCGCUGGACUUUCCGCUGCCUCUGCUGGAGCCUCCGCAGGAAGCUUUGGUGGACUUUUGACCGGAGGUUACGGACCUACCUAUCCUAAAAAGGUCUACUAAACUGUCCGUGUUUCAAAUCGACUCACACAAAAUCCUGUUGCGGCUUACGACUUCAAAUUGGAAUAUGGUUUUUAUUCUUGUGAUAUUUGUUUGUAAUAAAAGAAAGCAAACUUAA
This is a messenger RNA of Magallana angulata, 861 nucleotides long. RefSeq names its product shematrin-like protein 2. The coding region runs from base 48 to 746 and encodes 232 amino acids. The record is from RefSeq and is a predicted model, not a curated record. The transcript is spliced from 3 exons. NCBI's taxonomy places the organism in Eukaryota, Metazoa, Mollusca, Bivalvia, Ostreida, Ostreidae.